CCGCUUUACCUCUUCUCUCAUACUCAAACCACCGUUGAACACAUCAAUCAUUCAUAUCUCUCUCUCGUCACCCUAAAAGACUUAUUAUUUUAUUUUAUUUUCAAAAUUAAUUAUUGUUACCAUCAUCUCCUUCCUUCAUUCUCCACAGGGAUCAAAGAAAAAAAAUCAAGUGCAUCAUUUUGAAUGGCGUGAAAACUGCGUUAUAUAACAAGUUAUGUAUCAAGCUACGUCUAGCAAAAACGGAGAAUCUUCUUCUUCACAGCCUCCUCAACAACAGCAGAAUGAUAAUGAACCAGAACAGGAGCAACAUGGUGACACAUGUAGUAUUCCUCCUGCGCAGUCUGGAAACAUAGACUCUCGUUCCCGUGGCAGCGCCAACAACAACACGGUAUUCAAGAGUGGACAUUUAUCUAUAUCAUCAAAAGGGCUUGGCUGGACAUCUUGGAAGAAAAGAUGGUUUAUCUUGACGCGUACUUCACUUGUUUUCUUCCGAAGUGACCCGAGCGCAGUCCAACAGAGAGGCGGUGAGGUCAAUUUAACCCUUGGGGGAAUUGAUCUCAACAACUCAGGCAGUGUGGUUGUUAAGGCAGAUAAGAAGCUGUUGACUGUUCUCUUCCCUGAUGGUCGUGAUGGACGUGCCUUUACACUCAGGGUUCCUUCACAACUUUUCUUUUAUAUAUCUCCUCGUUGUUUAUCAAUAUUAUUUGAUAUUUUCUCUUGCUUGCAGGCUGACACUAUGGAGGAUCUACAAGAGUGGAAAACUGCUCUUGAAAACGCUUUGAUGCAAGCUCCUAGUGCUUCCCAUGUUAUGGGUCAAAAUGGUAUCUUCAGGAAUGAUCAUGCACCAGAUGCACCCCCUGCCGAUGUUGAUGAACCCAAAGAAGAGACACCAACAAACUUGACUGUCUUUGGAAGACCAAUACUACUUGCUCUAGAAGAAGUUGAUGGAUCUCCAUCUUUCUUGGAAAAGGCUCUUAGAUUUGUUGAAGAUCAUGGAGCCAAGACAGAAGGAAUCUUGAGACAAGCUGCUGAUGUUGAUGAUGUUAACCAUCGGAUUCGUGAAUAUGAGCAAGGGAGAAAUGAGUUCACUCCCACUGAAGAUGCUCAUGUUAUUGGUGAUUGUCUUAAGACUGUUCUCAGAGAGAUGCCUUCCUCUCCAGUGCCUGCUUCUUGUUGCAACGCCCUUCUUGAAGCUUGCCGUGACCGUGGCCAUAGAGUCAAUGCCAUGCGUGAAGCAAUUUCUGAAUCAUUCCCUGAACCAAAUCGUCGCCUUCUUCAAAGGAUCCUGAUGAUGAUGCUGGUAGUGGCCUCUAACAAAAACGUGAACCGGAUGAACACAAAUGCAGUUGCAGCUUGUAUGGCACCUUUGCUUCUUAGACCUCUUCUCCAUGGUGACUGUGAAAUUGAAAACGAUUUUGAUGUGGGCGGUGAUGGUUCUGCGCAACUUCUGCAAGCAGCUGCUGCAGCUAAUCAUGCACAGGCUAUAGUCAUAACACUGUUAGAAGAUUAUGAAAACAUCUUUGGAGAAGGUUCCUUGUCAGCUGGAUUGUACUCUGAUUCAGAAGAGAGUGGUAGUGGAACCGAGGAGGGAACAGAUGAUGAAGAGUAUGAUGAUGAUGAUGGCACACAAGGAUCUGAGGACUACACAGAUGAGGAAGAGGACCUUGAAGGUGAAUCUGAGGGAUCAUACAGUGAGAGUGAAGCCUUUGCCGACCAUCAUGGCGAUGACAUUGAUCAUCAUGAUGAUGGACAUAAGGCACGGUCCCAUACCAAGAUAAAUGAUAACUUAAGUUCUGAAUCAAAAUCUCCAAAAGGAAGUAUGAAGCCUAAAGUUCCUAAGAAGCUAUUAUCCGGCUCUAACCGGUCUUCGCUACCACGGUAUGCUGAUGAUGAUGCAAGGAAGGAUGAUAACAUCCUAGUUAAAGGUUCUUCUGAUGAGGUCUCAAAAACUGAGGAUAGAAACUCAUCAACUUCAGAUGUAGCCUCUGCCUCUAAGGAACCGUCUAGUGAAAGACACUGGGGACGUGCCCAUGGGAAGAGAAACCUUUCCAUAGAAUCUAUUGAACUCUCAGCUGAGGUGGACGAGGCCGAUGCUGACGUUGAAAGACUUGAGACAACCAAAACAGAGCUACAAAACAGAAUUACAGAGGAGGUUAAGAACAAUAAAGUUCUACAUUCUAGUUUGGAGAGACGGAAGAAGGCUUUGUACGUGAGACGCGAAGCUCUAGAGAAAGAUGUGGAAAGGCUACAAGAACAGUUGCAGCAAGAGAGAGACAAGAGAUCAGCUUUGGAAGUAGGACUGAAAAUGUCAAAAGGGAAUAAACCUAUUCAAGAAACAACUGAUGUAAAGUUGAAUAAAGAUCUGCAAGAAGUAGCUCAAGCAGAGGAUGAUAUUACCAACUUGGAGCAUAAGGUUGAUGAUCUUGAAAACAGACUUGGUAAACAAGACGUGAAAGCCUCUGGUGCAAGCAAAGGAUCUCGGAGAAGUCCAGAGCAUAAUGCAAAAAUGAAGGAGAAACAAAAGGAUACAGAAGCAGCAGCCUCCACGCUCAAGGAAGGGCAUUGGGAUGCAAGAGGAAAUGAGAAAGAGAGGCAACAUGAGCCACGUGGCAAAAGCUCGCAGAAGCUUGCGGGCACGUCUAAGAGGUCUGGCUCAAAGGGAGAGGGAAACACAACAACGACUUCUGCACUUUCCAAAUUGACAAUGAGACUCAACUUCCUCAAGGAGAGACGUAGUCAGAUCGCUAACGAGCUUUCAAACAUGGACAAAGGAAAAAGCAGCUCAGGGCAACCCAGUCCAUCCUCGGGGCAAAAGCGCAGUCCCCAGGAGACUGAAAGAGGAGGAACAGGUUCGAACCAGAACCAGAACCAGGAUUCAGACAGCAGCAAACUCAAUAGCCCGCAUGUUCUUGACCGAGGAAGAUCAGACAACGGAGGAGAUAGAAGCAAAGGAUCCGGUGGAGGAAACCAUCCCAGCACUACACCAAGGACCUUCUCCAGAUGAUAUCGGUCACUGAGAGCUGCUUAAACCCAACUCCCCCCAGAUGUACAGUCACUAUUUAACUCCAGGUCCUAUGCUUAUUCUUUUCUCCCCCAACCGACAAAUAACAGAUUCAUUCUUUAUUAGUUCUCUCUCUCCUCUUGCUUCAAAGAAUCAAAUAAACUACACUCUCUUUUUUUUUUUAUUGUGUUAUUGACUGUUCAGUGGAUAUAUGUUACUAUGGUAGAGACAUUUACAUCAGUAUAGAAACAAAACAAAAAAUUGAAUUGUAUGUAACAACUAACAACAGUGCUUGCUUGAACAAAAUCAUAAAUGAUUCCUCUGCUAGUA
Molecule: messenger RNA, 3331 nt
Organism: Raphanus sativus (radish)
Lineage: Eukaryota; Viridiplantae; Streptophyta; Magnoliopsida; Brassicales; Brassicaceae
Product: rho GTPase-activating protein REN1-like
Exons: 23
Coding region: 215-3004 (929 amino acids)
Biological process (GO): signal transduction
Source: RefSeq, a predicted model, not a curated record